This is a messenger RNA of Osmerus eperlanus (European smelt), 2203 nucleotides long. RefSeq names its product galactose-3-O-sulfotransferase 1b (gene gal3st1b). The transcript is spliced from 3 exons. Lineage: Eukaryota; Metazoa; Chordata; Actinopteri; Osmeriformes; Osmeridae. Gene Ontology annotation, cellular component: membrane. Gene Ontology annotation, biological process: myelination; galactosylceramide biosynthetic process. Gene Ontology annotation, molecular function: galactosylceramide sulfotransferase activity. The coding region runs from base 805 to 2064 and encodes 419 amino acids. The record is from RefSeq and is a predicted model, not a curated record.
UCACCAGUUGAAUAGAGGAAAAAUAUGGAAUGUAAAGGGCUAUAUUAGCUAUGUAGAUUUACUUUCUUAGCGUCUGACAUGUUUGUUAAUAAUUUUUACAUUUGCCAACGUUGUAUAAAUGUAAAUUCGUUAUUUUUUAAUAAAAAUGUCUAGAACCAUGCAGUUCAGUGGCGGUUGAACGUUAUGUCAGUGAGCGCGUGCCACUGGCGGCAAUUCCUACAGUUAGCCUAGCUAUGGAAAGAUUCUUGAUAGAUAAACAAACGAACUUAUGAGAGUUAUAAUAAUGUGAACAACUCACAGGAGUUAUGUUUUACAUCUUAAAUGUUUUCUUUUAAUUUCUUGUGUAACAAGUUAUUUUCAAUCAGUCUCACUUCUGGAAAAUGCUGUACAGACUUUUCAGUAUCCCAGGCAAUCAUAUUUUCCCCAGAGUUGAACACUAUACAAAACAUCUGUAACCGCAAUGAAGGUGGAAUUUCAGAACUGAAAACAUGUUUGUUGUGUAAGCAGUGUUUUGUUUUGGAGAAACAUUUCUUAGUACAGAUAAGAGUGUUCUAAAAGUAUUACGAAUGAGAAACAUAAUUGUAAAGACUGGUCUUUAAAAAAAUUAUUGAAUGUAAAUGUAACAGACAUGGUAUUCCGCCGUCAGAGGUAAACGGGCCGAUGUUCGCCCCUCACUGGGGUCGAGCACGCCACCUCUGACUUGCCAAGCCCGACCACUACCAGCUAACGCCAAUGAAAAGCUAGCUAGUCGUUGGUGCGGGUGGCCUGUUUGCAUACUUGAGGAGUCUCCCACAUAUUGUAAAUAUGGAGGGAAUAAGACAAGGAAAUCCCAAAUCCUUAACAAGAGGACUGAUGAUUGCCUUGUUGGCCACUACCAUGGUAGUGGUGUACUUCACAUCUGGCCCAGGGGCACCCCAUCUUUACCUUGAGCAGUUGCCUCUUUCCUGCCUUCCCAGCUCGGCGAUAUCAGAGCAGGACAAUCAAACCAACUCCUCUCAGAGCACAACGUGUUCUCCAAAGUUUGACGUCAUGUUCAUGAAGACACACAAGACCGCCAGCAGCACAUUACUCAACAUUCUUUUCCGCUUCGGUGAGAAGCACAGGUUGAAGUUCGCCUUUCCAGACGGACGGAAUGACUUCUACUACCCAUCUCCUUUCCACCGUUCCCAGGUGAGGAAUUAUCGCCCCGGGGCCUGUUUUAACAUCAUUUGUAACCACAUGCGUUUUGACGGCCGUGAGGUCUCCAGGCUUCUCCCCUCUGAUUCUGCCUACAUCACCAUCCUGCGGGAUCCGGCCCGACUCUUUGAGUCGUCCUUCCAUUACUAUCGCAGCAUGAUCCCUCUCACAUGGCGGAUCCCCGGACCCCACAAACUAGCCGAGUUCCUGUCCUCCCCCCGAACCUACUACAAACCAGAUGGUUACAACUCCUUCUACCUCAAAAACUUGCUCUUUUUCGACUUCGGGUUCGACAACAACCUGGAGGCGGACGAUCCCAGUGUGGAGACGGGCGUCCGCGCGCUGGCCGAACGCUUCGACCUGGUCCUCAUCGCGGAGCACUUCGAGGAGUCCCUCGUCCUGCUCAGAGACGCCCUCUGCUGGACGACGGACGACCUGCUUUUCUUCAGCCUCAACGCCCGGAGGACGGCGUCCGUGUCCCGGUUGAGCCCGGAGCAGAGAGCCAAGGCCCGGGACUGGAAUGGGGUCGACUGGAGGCUCUACCGGCACUUCAACGGCACGCUGUGGGCGAAGGUGGAGGCGUACGGGCGGGCAAGGAUGGAGCGGGACGUGAAGGAGCUGAGGAAGAGAAAUGCAGAGAUGAGGGGGAUCUGCCUCGUGGGUGGAGGUGCCGUGGAGGCAGGGAUGAUCCGGGAUAAGGAUAUGCUUCCUUGGCAGCCAGUUGGGGAAACCUCCAUCCUGGGCUACAAUUUGAGAAAUGACAUUGACCCCCAACACAGGACACUGUGUCGUAAAAUGCUCACGCCUGAAAUACAGUACUUAUCCAACCUAGGUGUCAACCUGUGGCUCACGCAGUUAUGGGGCUGGUUGAAGGAUCUUCUCUGUUAGGCAAAGACUGCCUGAGGACUUGGAAUGCAAGACUGGAACCUCAGGCAUUUCAUUUUACAAUUACAUUAGAAAAAACAUGUUUUAUAUGAUGAAACUAAACAAGUUGACAAGUAAACAAGUUUUCUGUUUUACCACUUUG